Vicugna pacos (alpaca) is the source of this 3790-nucleotide messenger RNA. RefSeq names its product RPA1 related single stranded DNA binding protein, X-linked (gene RADX). The record is from RefSeq and is a predicted model, not a curated record. Gene Ontology annotation, molecular function: single-stranded DNA binding. Lineage: Eukaryota; Metazoa; Chordata; Mammalia; Artiodactyla; Camelidae.
UAGCGAUCGGCGCCCAAGCGCGCGGUUUCUUACUCUUCACCUCAGACAGGGCAAACUAGCUUUUGGGAGCGAAGAGAGUACGCAGGUAUCCCACAAUGGCGGGUGAGUUAGGUCAGCCGCAGGCCGGCCCGUCACAUGCUGGGCUCGAUUGGCCGAACCCUGAGAGAAAUCGGGCUGGGGUCCCGGGAGGUGUGAUCCGUAAGGUCGGUUCCUCAGGGCACAGGUCCUGGAUUCAAAAGACUCUUGAGCAAAUAACGGACUCACCUCGUCAGUGGGUCACCCCCUCGGAGGUGGUGCCUGUCGCUGUUUUGGCCGUCCAGAGGUACCUGUUAGAGGACGAGCCACGCGACGUGGAACCUAAACCUCCGCUUUACUGCUAUGAUGUGACAAUUUCGGACGGGGUGUACCAGGAGAAGUGCUACCUAGACCCCAGACUGAAUUUUCUCGUAUAUAAAAAUAUUCUCAAAGUUGGCAUAGAAAUGAGAAUUUCCAGAGUCUCGUGUAUUUACAACGAGAGAAGAUUAGGCCAGGGGAUCCUGUGCAUAGAUGACGUCCACUGUGGAGAGUCCCUAGACGCUAUUUCUUUAGAAACUCCCUUCAGAAAUAGUGCGCACCGGGAGAUACCGGAGAGGCCUUUAAUGGGCGGGAAGAGUCAUUACCUGGCCCUCUGGAAUAACGAAGAUCCGUACGGAGAUAUCUGGCUAAACAACAAGUACCCUGAGGAGCACAACUUCGACAAUACCAGAAUAAUUUCCCUUUCUCAUCUUGAAAUGAUCUGGUCUAACAGAAGGACUUUUCCUGCACUGCUUGUGAGAAUCUUGCAUAAAUCAAAACUGCGAUACUAUGGAAAACCCGAUAAAAAGAUGAUUGAGCCUUACCAGACCUUUUUGGAAGUUGCUGACAGUUCAGGCACGGUGUCAGUGAUUAUGUGGAAUGCCCUGUGUCCUGAAUGGUAUAAAAGUUUGAGUGUUGGUUUAGUUCUUCUGCUUCAAGAUUAUUCUGUUAAAAAGAGUUAUCCAUUCAGGAUUCAGCCUCUCCCUGUGGAUCCACAGAUCAGACUAAUUUCUACAAUGGAAAUCUGCCUGAACCUUCGAGAUCCUCCAACUAAUAUAAUGAUCAUUCCAGAAAAGCAGGUGAAACCAGAAUGGAGAUUGCCAAAAUUAAAUUACCGCUUUAUCACAAGAUCAGAGCUGGAUGAUAUGCCAGAAAAUCAUAUCUGUGAUGUUGUUGGCGUUUUAGUUUUUGUAGGAAGAGUCCAGCGGUCAAAAAAGAAGGAAAGCCGUGAAGAUUUUUGGUCAUAUCGCUGGAUUCACAUCGCUGAUGGGACUUCAGAACAACCAUUUAUAGUGGAACUGUUUUCUACGUCUCAACCAGAAAUCUUUGAAAAUAUUUACCCAAUGACAUACUUUGUGUGUACACAGUUGAAAGUUGUCCGAAAUGACGCUCAAGUACCUAAACUGCUUUACCUCACCACUACAAAUGAGAGCCGAGUGUUUAUUACUGGUCAUAGAGGCCAGCCAUAUAUCAACGAUCCCAAGGUAAAAAACUUCAAUCAGUGGGUUAAAGCAAAGACUGAUUCUGGAGAACUGAAGAAUACUGUUAUUGGUGGAUAUUACCCCUAUCCACCAGUGCCAGAGACAUUUUCGAAGUACAGUAGUUCCAUUAAAGUUGAGUCCCUCUUGACAGCUAUAAGUGAAGUGAGGAAGGAGGUUGAAGGCCUGCAGUAUAGGGAACAAAAGCGCAUUGCAAUUCAGGGGAUAAUUACUGGUAUAAAGUAUGUCCCCCGUAAGAGUGCAACUGAAAAUGCCCCAGCAUCUGAAACACUACGGAGUGCUAACCAACCCUCAACAUCCCAAGCAAAUAAAAGAGAUGAUCAAAGUCAGGAAAGAGAUGGUAGACAGAAUCAAGAGGAUAGUCCUGUGAGUUCUCAAAGUUUUCAAACUGCAAUUUGUAGCCCUAGCAAGAAGAAAAGAAUUCUGCAAGGGUCAUGUGCCAAACUAAUUCCUGUACCUCAGUCAGAACCUCCUGCACAAACAAAAGGAAAUAAACCAUCCACGUCAGGCACCUCCCCACGUCGAGAAGGUGCAAGCAGUAGUUACCGAGGGAAAGCCAGAAAAACUAUAAGCCAUAAAUGGGAAAGUCAGAUGUGGAGAGAGAAAAAGUUUGGCUUAAUAGAUCACCUACAUUACAGCCGUAUUUAUCCUGAAAGUAUUCCACGGAAAUUUGUCUCAGAACACCGAAAUUUUCUUGCUCGGCAGUAUAAUUCUCAGCCUGCAAAAUAUGUACCACCAGAAGGAAGGCCCCAGAAACUUGAUGAUUUUAAGAGUGCCCGAAGCCUUGGACAUUUUGAGGUAACCAUCCUAGGUCUGAACCAUGAGAUAGCCAUCGAUGUUGCAUUCCUCCCCAUGUAUUCUCCAGAAGAUUUCCGAGCAUCUCAAAUAGCCACAUUAUUAAGCUGCAUGAAUUAUAGCUGUGUGUAUUCACAGCAAGUAACUGGCAGUGACAGAUUGCCAGGUCCAAGAGCACUUGCAGGUGAUGUUAUAAAAGCAGCAAGUAAAAUGGAUAGAGCGCAUAUCAUCGCUAUCUUGGAUAUCUGUAGCUUGGGCAACAAUAAAGCAGAAGUCUAUCUGCAUAAAAUUUAUAGACCAGAUAAUACAUCUUAAAAAUUGCCAAAUGAAAUUAUUAAAGAUUAUAAAGAGGGCACAGCUUUAAAGAUAUUCUGUCAUUUUGUUGGUUAUUUCAGUAACUGGUUUUUAGCAAGAAUAUUACAUGAACUCUUAAGUUGCUUUAUGUUCGUCUUGUAUUUGGAGCUAACACACUUCAUUCUAAAUUCAUUUUGAAAAGGUCAUCAAAGCCACUUUUAUGCAUCAAGAAAAUUUACCUUACUUCUUUCUAUAUGACUGUUAUCUUGAAUUAUAGUAAUUUGUGUUCACCAUUCUAUUUGUAAAGCAUACUUUUAUUCUAAAGCCUCAGCAUAAGGCAUCCUGAGUUAACAAGAGGCACUUUCCAUGGACAUUUAACAUCCUCUGACGUCUAUUCAGUUAUAAUGGGAACGUUUGAAUUGCUAAUUUGAAGAUUAAAUUCACCUAAAGUGGUCAACCUGCAUUUCUCACAACAAAACAGUUUCUAUCAUUUUCACAAGCACACAUAGAUUGUUAUGGUCCAGUUGCUUUGGUCUUCAGUUUGGUCAUCUGCACAGUGAGCAUGCUAAACUAAAUUGUCUUAAGGUUUUCCACCCCCUAGUGUAACUUCAUAUCCUUUGAAUUUCUAAAUGUUUUGACCAGUGUGUGAUCUUUAAGCCAGAGACUACAGUAUGUCUGUAUUCUUGUUGUGUUCAUUUGUAAUUUUGUUACGUGUAAUGUGAGUUUAAAUAGUAAAAAUUUAUUUCAAUUUAACAUUUUAAGUGCUCGAGUUGAAAGUAUGAAAGAGUACUAAGGGAACUGAUUUAUUCUGGUUGUCUAUUUUACUUCAUUGUUAACUUUAAUUGGCCAUCCCACAUUUGCAAGGCUCUGUGGUUACAUCUAUGUGGUUAGUUACAUAAGCCAAAAUGACCAUGAAUUAAAAAGUAUUCAGUAUCAAGAUGAAUCUCAUUGCAGUUAAGCUAUUAACUUGUAGGGCUUCCUUCUAGGCCUGUGAUUCUGUGAUUUCCCAUGCUAUACAUUUUAAAUGUGUUGGGUAUCUCACGAACCUCAAGACAGAUGCUGGAAUUUGUUCACAAAUGUGUUCAGUCUUUUGUUCUUUAAAAUGAGUUUAAAUGUUAAUUAAAAUAGUGAAUCCUUCUUGUGUUAAA